This is a messenger RNA of Didymodactylos carnosus, 1511 nucleotides long. Lineage: Eukaryota; Metazoa; Rotifera; Eurotatoria; Philodinida; Philodinidae. The record is from the annotation of a GenBank genome assembly.
UGAUGAUAUUUGUUUCCAGUCUCAAAGCUAUCUGAAGUCACCAGCUCAAAGCUUUCGAAACAUCGUCCCUUUCUGAUACAUAGCGGAAACAGUUGGAUUUCGAAAACUUUGAGCUGGUGACUUUAGAUAGCUUUGAGACUGGAAACAAAUAUCAUCACUCGACUCAGCGUGGUCAAUUACCCCUCUCUAUACCUAUUUUCGGCUGAUCCAGGUAUAACUGGCCGCAAUCGGGAUCUCUGGAAAACCCGUAUAACUCCUGAACGGAACAAGUUAGAAACACCGGCUUUACGUAGUUCGGAAGAGAACAAUUUUCUCUAUCGAAUACAUGUGUUAAAAAUGAAAAUCCAAUAAUGGAUCCUUGAAAAUCAUUGUGGUUUUCUAAAGAUUCAACUGAAAUCCCUCCAGAAACCCAGUCGAAAAUUUUUCUUCUUCUAUAGUUCGAUGUCCUCCGGACUUGGCUACGACGAAAACCGUUUCGGAAUAUGUCUUUGCAUUAGUGAGUUAUUCAAAGAGGCGCAUAGUAUCUUAUAUUUUGAAUCCUAUAGUAAUAUCUCGUGUGUUUUGUUGAUAUCUAUUUUUGAGAGAUAUCAGGCAUCCCUCUUAUUUUUUAUUUAUAAUUAAUUGAUAUUUUAUUAUUAUUAUAGGAGCAAACUGGUGGUACAGUACAAUCAGUUUUAAAUCGAAUGAAUACAAAUGAAAAUCCUCCUACUCAUAAUAAAACGAAUAAAUUUACUCAAGGUUUUCAGAAUAUAAUUGAUGCCUAUGGUGUGGCUACUUAUCGAGAAAUUAAUCCAACACCGUAUACGAUAAUAACAUUUCCAUUUUUAUUUGCCGUGAUGUUUGGCGAUGCUGGACAUGGUUUAAUUAUGCUUCUAUUUGCUUUAUGGAUGGUCCUCAAAGAGAAAACAUUAAAAGAUAAAUGGAAAAAUGUUGAAAUUUGGACAAUAUUUUUUGGUGGACGAUAUAUUAUAUUGUUAAUGGCAUUAUUUUCAAUAUAUACGGGCAUGUUAUACAAUGAUGUAUUUUCAAAAUCAUUGAAUAUUUUUGGUUCAUCGUGGAGAGUUGGAUUUUCUGAUAAAUAUAUGAAUGAUUCAGAGACAGUGACACUUGAACCGACACCAUACAACUAUUCAAAUAAGGAUUAUGUUCAAAUGUAUUCGGGUAUACCAUAUCCAUUUGGAUUAGAUCCGAUUUGGCAAUUAAGCGAAAAUAAAAUUGUAUUUACAAAUUCAAUGAAAAUGAAAUUUGCUAUUAUUAUUGGUAUUUUACAAAUGGCAUUUGGUGUUACAUUGAGUCUAUGGAAUCAUUUACAUUUCAAUCAUCAAUAUGCAAUAUUUGCCGAAUUUUUACCGCAAAUCAUCUUUUUAGCAUGCAUAUUUUUUUAUUUGAUUCUUUUGAUAUUUUAUAAAUGGUUACAUUUUGAUGGAUCAAGUGCUUAUAGAGCACCAAGUUUACUGAUACCCCAUGGCCUACCAUGGGCACUACCUAUUGUAAUUGGCACCCAUGGGUAG